AUGGGAAAAAAGCGCAAAAGACCCUUCAAGGAUCGUGGUCCCACGCCCUCGUCUCACACGGGUAUCACCACAUCUCCCCGCCGUUUCAGAAACCCCCAUGCUCCAAUUUCCCUGGGAAAGAACACAAGCCAUCCCGUUAUCUCCCUGUACUACCGACAUGUGGUACCCCUGCGGGAGUACCUGCUCCAGCAACUCCCUGCGACAUCGAAGUCGCGUCGGCGCCGCAUCCUGGCACUUGAACCGCGUGCAGAUCAAGACCCUGAUACACAAUCUCAAACACUGGCGGAACUGCUCGACUCCACCUUGGUGGGUGUACUGAAGGAAUCUUCUCCAGUCCUCAAUUCAGAGCGGCAACGGGAAUAUCUGUCUUAUAAUUCGUCUCCAUCACGAUCUAUUCUUACCUGCACCGACACGGGGCCGACCUGCCCACAGUCUGAGGUGGUUGAUUUCGUGAUAUGGAAACUCUUCAAUCAUAACAGUGGCCCUUAUGGGAAACCCCAGCAUCUGCUUACGCAUGGCUUUCAACGCCCAGUCAUGGGGCAGAAUGCCCAAGAGACUGCCAUCCCCGGCGUCAUGUCUCAAUUUCCCAACCAGAAUGUUGAAACGUUAAAACAGGGCGCAUGGGCAGAGAUCCUUGAUUUGCUGGGUAGUAAUGGCGAGGAUAUCAUGAUGCAACUCCUCUUCGAUUGCGGUAUCUUUGCCGCGAUGGACGCUCGAAGGGGUAUCUACUACCAACUCAGUGGUCUGCCGCUCUCGGUUCUUGAGCCUCUGAGCGCUGCCUCAGUGGUGACCAAUGGGUUUGCUGUCGCAGGAGAAAACACAAUCCCUCCCACUGGCCAAAAAUUUCCCAAAGGGAAUGCGUGCAAGCGGAAGUCCGAGAAGAAACUCCGAACCCCAAACGAGAUUGUCUUUCUACGGCGGCGAAUGCUCUAUGGUCGAGCCGAGUCCAAAAAGAAAGUCCCGUCUGGAUUAGGUCAAACACAUGUUCUUAAUCGCUUCUCAUCGCUUGAUUCGACGGCGCAACUGGUCCAUGUGAUGAAGUACAUUUUCCCCCGACAGUUUGGCUUGCUGAAUGUGUUUAUGCCGGACUCGGAGGACCGCAAUAGUACUGAUGAAUGGAAGGGCUUCAUGUUCCGUGAGAACGAGAUAUCUUUGUUGGAGGACAAGGUACAAGGACAGCGCUCUCAGCCCCAGAAUAAACCUGCAGAUGCAGAUUGUGGCGGCCAAAGAAAUAUCAAGGUACCUAAGAGACUUCGUGGAAAUACCACAGAGCUUGUUCGGAAGCUGCGGAACCGCAAUGCACAAUGUCCCUACGGAGAGUUGCUGCGAUACUAUUGUCCAACCGAACAGACGGGACCCAGCAGACUUGGUGCAUUCGCUACCUCCACGCCUGAUGCUAAAAACAGCGAGCCUUUCUCUUCCCUGCAGACAAGUUUCGUCACACAGGUGAGAAUCAAUCCAUCGUCAAGCGAUAGUUCGGCGCAAGCUGCAUGUGAUGCUUCGAUAUGGCAGCCUUCCACGGGCAUGGGUGUAGCCUGUGGGACAGAUUCCAGGCAACCGCCAGCCAUUCGACCUGCUCCAUCCAGUCUAACUGAUCAUGCUACUCCGGCCUCUUCGGUGUCGGCAUUUUGUCGAACGGUGAUCCAGAAAUUAAUCCCCCGACAGUUUUUUGGUGUCGGCCCGGAUGGCAUCUCGAACUUUAGGCUUAUUCUCAGACACGUUGACCGAUUUAUAAAAUUGCGUCGGUUCGAGAGUCUAAGUCUGCAUCAAGUGUGCAAGAGUAUCAAGAUAACAAGCAUUCCUUGGCUAGAGCCACCACAGGUCCAGACUUCACGAUCCGAGACAAGAUCGAAGAUUUCUCUGUCUGACUUGCACAAACGGACGGAAAUACUUCAUGAGUUCAUCUUUUGGAUUUUCGAUGCAAUCCUCAUUCCUCUCAUACGCUCCAAUUUCUAUGUGACCGAAUCUCAAACGCACCGAAAUCGCCUUUUCUAUUUUCGCCAUGAUGUGUGGAAGCAAUUGAUCCAGCAACCCUUUGGGGAGUUGAAAGCAUGUAUGUUCGAAGAGCUUGAGCCAGAGCGUGCUGAACGUGUGCUGGCACGACGUUCCCUUGGCUUUGGUUCCCUUCGUUUGCUCCCCAAAUCUGCUGGCAUCCGGCCCAUUCUGAAUCUUCGCAAACGAGUUGUGAAGGAAACAUCGUGGGGAAAGGGGCGCACGUUCCUCGCCCCCAGUAUCAAUUCAAGUAUCACGCCUAUCUUCAGCAUGUUGACUUACGAGCGCCAGCAAGCUCCCUCCAAGCUGGGCUCCUCAAUGCUAUCCGUUGGAGAUAUACAUGGGCGAUUGAAGGCGUACAAAGAGAAAUUGUCUAAUCGACUUUCGAAUUCUCAGCUUGGCAAACCCAAGCUCCCGCCGAUGAACUUCGUGAAACUUGACAUAAAGGCUUGCUUCGAUACUAUUCCACAGAAGAAGUUGCUCAAACUUAUUGCAGAGCUGGUCUCUGAAGAGAGCUACCAUAUCUCAAAGCAUAUUGAAUUCCAACCACCGGUUUCCACUAUCAAGCAAGGCAAACCCAUACGAAAAUACAGGGCCCGUGCUGCACCCGCAAUGAGACAGCAACAUCUGCCUGAUUUCAUUAAUGAUGGACCACCAGGGCGGAAGGCCAACACCGUUUUCGUUGACUCUAUAGGCCAAAAAGAGCAUAACGCUGAUAGUCUCUUAGACCUGCUUGAUGAACAUGUCCGCAACAACCUCGUGAAGAUAGGCAAGAAGUAUUUCCGCCAACGCAACGGUAUUCCUCAGGGCUCCGUUCUCUCCAGCAUCCUUUGCAAUUUUUUCUACGCUGAGCUAGAACGAGAGGCACUGGGUUUCAUCAACCCUGAGACCUCUCUACUCAUGCGACUCGUGGACGACUUCCUCCUCAUUACACCAAACGCGGACACGGCUAUGCAGUUCCUAGAGGUAAUGAUCCGGGGCCAGCCAUCGUACGGUGUGCAAGUCAAUCCAGGCAAAAGCAUGGCGAAUUUCAGCGCCUCGGUUGGCGGGGUUCUGCUCCCUCGCCUAGAAGGUUCCCCAUUGUUUCCGUAUUGCGGCAGUCUCAUCGAUACGCAUACAUUGGAAAUUCACCGCGACAAAGAACGCAUUCUCGAGGGCGGCGAGUCAGCUGCUGCCACACUCUCUGACACAUUGACUGUCGACGCUACCCGUCUACCAGGUCGCACUCUUCAGCGGAAAGUACUGAGUGCAUUCCGCCUGCAGCUACAUCCAAUGUACAUCGAUGAUGGGCACAACUCGCGCGCCGUUGUGCUAUCCAAUCUCUACUCCAGCUUCAUCACUUCUGCCAUGAAGAUGUACCACUACAUGAAGUCGCUUCGGGGCCGUGCACAUCCGGGCCCUGCCAUCAUAAAGAAGACUAUCCAAGAUCUCAUUAAACAGACAGCCGGCACUAUCCAAGCUCGGCGUGUGGAUAAGUCGGAAUCUGCAUUGUCGUGUUUCGGCCAGCGGUCCCAUGUGCAGUAUCUAGCUUCGGCGGCAUUUCGGUUUGUUUUGAAGCGCAAGCAAACGCGGUAUGCGGCGGUGUUGCGCUGGCUAGACUCCCUAGCCAAAGAUGCUCGACCCACAUCGGAUUCCGAGGCGUUAAGGAUGACGCAGGUGGUGAAGAAGGGAAAUGCCAUGUUUGAGGAAUGGCGAUUUUAA
Molecule: messenger RNA, 3693 nt
Organism: Penicillium paradoxum
Lineage: Eukaryota; Fungi; Ascomycota; Eurotiomycetes; Eurotiales; Aspergillaceae
Product: telomerase reverse transcriptase
Exons: 6
Coding region: 1-3693 (1230 amino acids)
Biological process (GO): telomere maintenance via telomerase
Cellular component (GO): telomerase catalytic core complex
Molecular function (GO): telomerase RNA binding; telomeric repeat DNA binding
Source: RefSeq, a predicted model, not a curated record